AUGGAAGUCGAGGAAAUUCGCGCACUGCUAUCCGCCAAUGGCCAUGUAAGUGUUGCAACUUUGGAACCCAUGUCCACCAACCCGGACUACUGCGUGUCCAUUCUUCUUCAUCCCCGCGACCCUUUCAAUUCACCAGAGAUUCUCAAGUCGGGGCCCCAGGAUGGUCCGUCGAAACUGUCAAAUGGUCUGCUGGCUCCGUAUUACUUGCGCAUUCCUGGCAUGGCCACGGUACUCGUCACCUUUCUGACACUUGCUCCUUCCCUACCUUACUUCCUUCCUUCCACCGUUUCUCGAUACCUCGUACCUUCCCCCGUCGCUUGUGAGGAAAAUGACAAAGACGGUUCUUGGGAAGGCACGACCGGGGACAACCGGGGGCUCCCUCCGUCGGGCGCAACACCGAUAGCGCCAACGUCUCCACUUCCCCCUCCUCUGGCCUACGAAUAUUCGGCCAUCUUCCGAAUUAUUUUCUCACAACUUCACCACCUCUGCCCAAUGGUAUCUUCCGUAUUCGCCCCCUCACAUUCUCUGCAUCACCGUUCCCCACGGGCAAAUUUCCCCAAUCUCUGUUUCCCCGGCCUCCAGAUAUCGUUUUUCAAUCCACCUCAUGCCGAGUCAUGCUGGGUCAAAUGGCCCAAGGCCAAGUGGGCUGCACGUGACUGCACCGCCGCAGCAGCCACAUUUGACCCGGAAUUCCUAUUAUUCCGGCAGUUUCGGAGGAUUGGAAGGCGCACCUUCCACUGCUGCACCUUCCACUGCCUGCUGCACCUUCCACUGCCUGCUGCACCUUCCACUGCCUGCCGCACCUUUCCACUGCCUGCUGCACCUUCCACUUUGCCCUCUUUUACAAUGCCGCCUAUGCGCGCUUUUCGGAGUCAGAACCACGACUUCAGAAGCCAGUCUUUGCUCAGGGGAAAUACUUCUCUAGAGCUCAUAUUUUGGAACAACAAGAAGGCGCGCCCUGGCUUAACUCACGUGCAGUCACCCGUCCCCAGGUAUGGAUACUCCAUAGUCGCAUCUAGGGUUCCUUUCUGCUGGGCAUCACCACCACCAACUAAACCAUCCACGGGACGGGCUACGGUUUAUCAUGAGUAUACGACAUCGCAAUGUUUGCCAAGACUUUGUACCCUCAGAAACCACGCCAUUGCCUCUGACUUGCUUGCCGCCAACGGAGCGCCAGUCAGCCAAAACUCCUCCCACAUCCCACCUGAUGCGACUUGCCCCGGCACUCGACCUCUCCGACCACCGCUGACCACUCACCUCAACUCACCGGCCACCGUCCCUCCUCUCGCCUCGACUUGCCCGCCCCUCAGUCCUUUAACCACGUAUCGACCGUCCGUAAUCACAAAAGUGUCUCUCGACCGAAUCUCGUUUCCCCGUCUCCCCAUCUUCCCCACCUCUCCAACAACAUCUCCCCCGUUCAACCCCAAACCCCGAGUAUUCCUUGCGGAGAAGAACGGGUCCAUCAUCCUCGCCAAACCGGGCCCUUUUCGCAAGCUCAACAACACCUGGCCGGCCAUGCGCCUGUCUGCACCAGUGCAUUCUCCCAUCACCCCACCUCCGUCACCACCCACCACUCGACUAUGCUCCGGCGCGCAUCCUAAUCCUUACCGCAACGAGGCAAAACAUCUGCAGGCGCAUCUCCCGAGCGUUUCGAGAUCCUUUCCAGCCUUCUGGCCUCUGCUCCGGCGAGCUGCCGCGGCGUGCUACCCUGGGGUUUUGGAAUACUACCGUGCCCGCCGGCCGCUAUCAUCAUACCAUGGGAGAUGCGCACCGAGAAACUCAAGAUCCCACCGUGAACUUUGUCCGAAUCAUUCAAAUUCGCCGCUCCCAAACGGCGGUGAGCCGCAAGGCUCCUUUAUGACACCACCAAAGCGCCUGUCAGUAGAAGUUGAAAGUCCCCGAUCUCUCAAACUCGCAAAUUAUGCAGAUACCACUGUACCUUCGGUCCAAUCGGGCGAUCUUGAGAGUCGAGGCCACAGCACCUUGGUUGACACCAAUCGAACGGCUGCUGACGAGCCUCCCGCUGCCCCGGCCAAUAAGCCUAGAACCUGGAAAGGCCGCACAUGCUCGUAUUUUUGGAAUUGCGUCGCAACUAGCUUCCCAACCUCUUCACAUAUGGACUGUGGUGUUGAUAUUCCGACAUUCAUCGCUAGAUAUCGCCCGGUGGGUUGGUUCUUAUCAGCAUGUUUCGGAGCACCGCGCAUGUUUGAGAACGCCUGGCCUGUGACACCCUGGUCCGUCGCAUGUGCUACGCAACGCAUUCGAGUGCUAAGAUUAGAUGACAGUAGCAAGAAACAAACGACAUCAGUAUGCACAUUUGUUUCGCUUCAGGACAUUGUUGUUGGGCAACCCAAGCUCCAGAUACAAGAAACGCCAAGGCCCCCGAAUCCGUUUUCCCCCUUUCCUUGGCUAGGCUUUUGUUCAACAUCAACAACCCAAGAGGUCAACCGACUUGGCUUACGCACCAUUGGCACGACCUGGGAGCUUGUUUGCUUAGCUUUGGUCGAAAUCGUCUCCGACGAUGAUUCCAACCAUACACGCCACCUUCUCUUCGAGCCGCUAGCCUACCGAACGCCCGCCUCUAGGGCAAGGCUGCCAUUCCUGCGGUGGCGGCUUUGCAGAGGCCAAGCAUCAACAUUGACGACCAUCGGCUCCAUAAUGGGCCCGUCUCUACAUUCCGAAGUAUGUCGGUUGAUGAAUUUCUCCGCUCACUUCGAGAUCCUGGGGAUCUCGAAGGCCUUCUUGCAGAUCCGGGGAUAUACGGAGAUUCCAGAACCCACACUGGCAAGCGCGGAAAGAGAAAAACCGAGCUUACGAUUUUCCACAGUGAAGCUUGGCCCAAUGGAUAUUGCCUUGGCAUCUUACGAUGUUCAAAGAAUGGGCUUGAGGCUGUUCCUCGUAUUUCCCAACUUUUCUCAGCCGCUUUGCGUUCCUGAGACACACGCCAUUGGUUGUCCAGUGUCUUGCUCGAUUCUUUCGCCUUACAUAUCGCGAAAAAUCGAGGGCGGAGCUAAUCGGAGCCUUCCGGAGGAGCCGCCUCGGCCAUGUACCUGCUUACUGAUGGUCCGCUUGUCUCUUUGCGAGAAGUUUCUGGUCAGCGACUGUCUUCUGAAUGACUACGCCCCUUCCAUCAUGCCCUAUCAGAUUCUGCAUUGCAAACAACGCAUAGAGUACCGCUUUCCCUGGUUCAGGAACUUCAAUCUCCUGGAAGGUUGGGUGGUCAAAUGUAUUUGUGAAGGCGGCGUGUCCAUACUCAUAGUCUGGAUAACCAUGAGCCAGAAUCAGUCCCUUUGCGAGUCCUACCACGACCCUACAACAUCUGCUCCAUCGGGCAUCUACAGAUCCCAAUCGCGAGCCUGCACCGGAUAUUUCCUCCACCCAGCCAUCACCAACUCGACCGACCUCGAAAUCCCUCUGGACACCUCAGAAUCAGACGUGCUUGAGAAGACCGUUCCUCGAAAAUGA
Messenger RNA from Colletotrichum lupini, 3465 nucleotides. RefSeq lists its product as uncharacterized. The transcript has 19 exons. Bases 1 to 3465 code for a protein of 1154 amino acids. Lineage: Eukaryota; Fungi; Ascomycota; Sordariomycetes; Glomerellales; Glomerellaceae. The record is from RefSeq and is a predicted model, not a curated record.